GUGAUCCUGGAGGAGGGAGGAGCUACCUUUGGGACAGCCGGCGUGACAUUUCCGCAUGUCAAUAAAAAAUACGUUUCUGGAGGAAGGAUUGAAUUAGCUAAAGCUGGCAUGUAAGUAGGCGCUGUACGACUUUCACUCUGCCAUGUGACCAAAGUUGGAAGAGUUUCGAUCACAUGAUUUUUACUUCAAGCCUGAGGAGACACCAGCUGUUUGCCAGGUGCUGUUUGCCUCUUCUUCUACGUAUGGAGUAUGUUGCGCUGAACGCAGAGGGACAGUAAUGCUGAAGUUGAAGCCAAAGUUUGACCUGCACAGAGAUGUGGUGUCUGAUAUUCUCAGGAAGGAGGCGUCGGUCUGCAGAGUGGAAGAAUACUCUGAAGCAGUGGACGCUCGCAUCCUGAACGUUGAGAGAGAUGGAGGCAUCCUGUACUCUUGGAAAGGAGCAACAGGUACCACCAGGAUUGGGAAAUAUGACCCCAACACUGAGAAGAACAAGCUCCUGUACACGUUUGACAAGCAGGUGUGUAUCAGCAGCUGUUCCCUGAAUAAGGAGGAGACGCUGUUAGCUAUCAGUUUGGCACAAAAUGUCCAAGGGCAGGACCACUUCAGACCAAUGUCCAAGUGUCUAACUCUCCUGAUUGAGAUAUAUCCAAUCAACAACACUAAAGUCCUCAAGGCGGUGGACUGCAGAGUCAAAGUGCAGUUCCUCUAUCAAGAAACUGACAGGAGAUCAGUGCUGGAGAGCCAUCUGCUGCUGCUGACUGAAGAUGGAUAUGUGGAUUUAUACCAUGUGCUGCUGACCAGACAGGAGGGUUAUAGAGUGGUGAUGGCAAAUCCCGAACGCUUGUCCAGAACAGCAGAAAGAAUAGUAGAGGACUUCUGUUGGGUCCAAUGGGACGGACACACACAAAGGUUCUACUAUCUGACGCACAAGGAGAAGUUCCUGCUGCGAUGUGUUCAGUUCUACCCAAACCAUCACUGUGAAACUAUGUUGGAGCUUCAAUUAGAGCUGCCUGCUAAUCCCUUCCGCACCGUCAAGUUUGUGAAUCUGGGUUUUGACCAUUAUCACACUGAACAACCGGAGCAGGAGCUCGUUAGGAUGCAAGUAUUCACAAACAGAAUAGGAAGCAUGUGUGUGUGCUACAGCCAGCCUCAGAAAGACAAACAGGAACUGAUCUACACCGUGGUUUUAGUUCACAAAGACUGCAGCAAGAAGUUCAGGGUGUCUCUGGGCUGUGACGAGCAGCCGCCGCCGAAAGCCGCACAGCUCCACCCGCUCUUCAUCUCCAUAGGUUACUACAUCGUGGUGUAUCUGCAGGGUGUUUUCCUCCACUGCAUCAACACCAGGCAGCAUGAGAUGCUCUGUCACUCCCUUUUCCUCUCUGGUCAUGAAGGGAACUUGGACCUGCAGUGUCAGUCAGCUAACAUCACAGUGUUGCAUGGAGAGGGAGAGCCGGGGGCUCGUCUCCUGGAUCUGGCCAGCGGCAGGAUCCACACUGCCGAGCUGAGCCCAGCCUACCUGCUGCAGAUACUGCAGUCAGGCAUGAGCUCUAGGUGUCCCAGCAGUAAGACUGACCCUCAGCGCCUGGCUGCCCUCCACUGCCUGCUGGUUUACAUGGGAAAUGACCCAAACCUGGAACUGAAGAUUAUUGCGUGGCUCUGUGGCAACGUGAGCACCUUCGAAUCCUUUGAUCAGAUCCAGGAGUUCAUUUUAGCCUCCUUGUACAGAAUAGGCUAUGAGAAGUCUCUCAGCUUGGAUAAAGUCCUGCCUUACUCCUCUGUAUUCGAAAAGAAGGAAGUCCCAGACUGUUUGCUGCAGGUCCCUGGUGUAUUUUGUACUACUGAGCUACACAUUGAACCCGUCUUCAAAGGAAGGGCCAGGAGUCUCGAGGGUUUCUGGUCAGAGCUGCAGUGGAACACAGAGAGGACAAAAUAUCUGGAUGCCGUUCCCAACCCCAGAUUCAGAACGUCGCACAUACGGGCCGACUGGGAGAAACUGAAGUCCGAGCGGAGGCCCUCCAGCCAAAUGAAUCACAUCGAGGAGAACACAAAGAAAGUUCUAUCAAUGGUGGACACCUGGUGUCUCGAUAAGAAGCCGGUGCCGCUUUUCCAGGAGGAGGAUCAUCAACAGAGGGCACUCAUAGGCCUGACAGUUGACAAGCUCCGAGAUCACCUCAACAGACACCUGCCUCGACUGGGGAAGAAGAAGAUCGACUCGCUGGUUGUCAACUACGUGGCCAAACUGCUGGAGCUCAUCAGACACAUGCUGGAGUCGGUCUGGCUCAAGUACAAAAUCGGCCCUUGCGCUUUGUGCUUGAUGCAGCAGGGCAGUCCGGCUGAGUGGUCCGUGUUUCACUUCAUGUUUAAGAUCCUGGAAUCCACCCAGAGUCUCUGCCUGCCCCUCCCACCUGGCUAUCAUACGCUCUUUGCAGUGUUUGCUGUGCGCUGCCUCCCUCAUCACACCUUCCUUCAGUACAUUGACCAAGGCUUGCUGCAGCUCACCGAAACCUUCGUGUCUCGUCUCAUGAAAGAUUUGGACAACAGUGAUGCCAGCGAGAGGCUGAAGUUCAGCAUACUUAAGAGACUCCCUGAGCCUAUGGAGCAGAGGAUCUACCAUAUGUGGGAUCAUCCUGUCACUUCAGCCUCAAUCUCCAGAGAUUAUGUGAGGACUCUGCUGGAGAAAGACAACAAAAAUAAGGGAUUUGCUUUUACCAGCAGAGACAAGCCCGGCUUCAGACCCGAGUUUCUGCCGCUUACGUACCUGGCAAAUAAACUCUCUGAUAUAGAGGAACAAGCUCUCAACCCGCUCGAGGAGCAGGAGAACGUGGACGCCAGGUUCGUGGAGGAGACGGCUCUGAAGCAGACGCUAAUACUGCUGGGCUUUGAGGAAAAAUGACGGAUGGGGAAGGGCGGGGCACGGACGCCGGGGCGGACGGUACUGAGGGAGGAACAGAUGAGGAGGAAAAUGUGCUUGAGAGGCCGCGGCGGCCAUCAUCGUCUUGGCCUUGAGGACGAGCAGCGCGCAGACGGAUGGCGGGAGGACGCGGGGCGAGGGAUGAGGGAUGAGCGGAAAGAUUGAGAGGCAGAGCGCUCAUAAACAAGUUCUCACUGUUUGGUGACAGAUUAGGGAGGAGACGGAGGGGACGCUGGAUGGAUGGAGGCGCCCAGACUCAGAGGCACUACAUAUUUUUUUUCCCACCUGCUUUUCAGGAAACACUGAGGAAACACAAUUAAAAUGCAACACGGUCAAAACUUCAAUUUCUGGGGGGAACAUGCUUUUCAAACUUCAAAUCAAUAACAGCAGGCGGCUAUUUACUAGAACUCCGUAUCUGCUUCUCCGGGUCACACACACCCGGGUCGUUCUAGCAUCGACCUCUGCAGCAGAGCGGCCAGAUAUUUAGGUGAUUAUUACUGGAUCUAAAUGACGUUAGGGGGAGCUUUACUGUGAUUCAUCAGAUUUGUGUGGAAUGCGAAUGAACGCCUGGUUUGAAUAAUGCGUCGUAAAUCGCGAUGGAGCCCUUCCUGUAAAUAGAGGAAUAGUUUUGUUGUGGUGGUGCGUUCAGAGUCCGUGUGAUUAUCGACCCCCCCAGACAUCUGGCACUAAAUUCCAGAAAUCACUUGCAUCUCGUGUUUUGCAUUGUGCAACGUUCCUCUCUGAAAUAAGGGAAUUCUCUGUGAUCUUUAUAUGUUUACACUGAAAAAAAAAAAGAAAAUGGAUUGUAAAUAAAGAGAUUUUUGCCAAGA
Molecule: messenger RNA, 3741 nt
Organism: Mugil cephalus (flathead mullet)
Lineage: Eukaryota; Metazoa; Chordata; Actinopteri; Mugiliformes; Mugilidae
Product: gamma-secretase activating protein
Exons: 32
Coding region: 278-2893 (871 amino acids)
Biological process (GO): positive regulation of amyloid-beta formation
Cellular component (GO): trans-Golgi network
Source: RefSeq, a predicted model, not a curated record